Drosophila sulfurigaster albostrigata is the source of this 532-nucleotide messenger RNA. RefSeq lists its product as uncharacterized. Lineage: Eukaryota; Metazoa; Arthropoda; Insecta; Diptera; Drosophilidae. The record is from RefSeq and is a predicted model, not a curated record. The transcript is spliced from 3 exons. The coding region runs from base 97 to 444 and encodes 115 amino acids.
CACAAAUAUCGUUGAAAUCGAAGUGUGCCCAUCUCUAAAUGUCACAUUCGUUUUACAACACUGAAGCGCAUUCGACUUACAGCAACUCUCAGCAAAAUGGAAAAUCAAGGAGAAAAAGCACAAGAGUCGCCAAUUGUUGAGUCUGACGAUAAGGUUGUGAUGGCGUUAUAUGAAUAUGAGAGGUUAGUUCGCGAAAGUUCUGAGAAGUGCUUUAAUACAAUAAUUCGGUUGACAGAAGAGCGGAACCUGCUGAAAUCUAUGAACCGAAUGUAUGAAGAGCGCGAAAUGCGACUAAAGAAACGGCGGCUGAAGAGACAGGCGAAGAAGAAGCGAGCAAAGGAGUUUGCGAAGAAGAUGCAAGCAAAGGAGUUGGCACAAGUGAAGCAAGAAGUUAACUCAACUAGUACAACUACUACAAUCCAGCUAGGCAAGGCAGAGCCAUAAUGAGAGCAAGCGCUCUGCCAGCGCUGACUUCGCGCGCUGUCAACGUCGCAACGUGCGACGCAUGCUAAAAUAAAAGGCGUGCGAAACA